Messenger RNA from Anolis sagrei ordinatus, 2435 nucleotides. RefSeq names its product transmembrane protein 26 (gene TMEM26). The record is from RefSeq and is a predicted model, not a curated record. Lineage: Eukaryota; Metazoa; Chordata; Lepidosauria; Squamata; Anolidae.
ACACCAGUGCUUGGACUGCCUGGUUUUUCAUUUCCCUCACUUCUCCCCAAGAGUUUUCAGGAAGUUUGGAGGAGGGACAAAGCAGUUUCUGUCUCUCUUUUUUUUUAGUCAUAACGGGCCCCUUCGUGGAGAUGGAGAAGGAGGAAAGGUCUGCCCGGAUCUGGAUAUAGAGCACCCAGUGACUCUUCCCUUCUGCUGCUAAUAGGCUUUUAGGCACUGGGACCCCUUUGCAGACAGAGGCUGGGGAAGGGGAGGAGGAGGCAGAAGAAAGGGAGGGAGGCCAGUACAGAAUGGAACUGCGGGUGCUGUUCAAUGCCCUGGUGACUCGGCUGCUCUUUGUCUUGCAUUCCCUACUUGCAGUCUGGAGAGUGACUGAAGUGAAGAAGGAACCCAAAUAUUGGCUGCUGGCACUGAUUAAUCUUUUCCUUUGCUUGGAAACAGCACUCACUCUCAAGUUUAAGCAAGGCAGAGGCUACAAAUGGUUUUCACCAGCAAUAUUCAUCUAUCUGAUUAGCAUUGUACCAUCAUUGUGGCUUUUGGAGCUUCAUCCUGAGAUUCAGUUUUGCUCUAACAAAACUGACUCGAUUGCACAGAACAAUGGUAACCAAGAUCAGCAUUAUAAUAGAACUGAGACCAGCGACAACCUUCUAUUAGAGAAGGCCCUGGAUCUUGUGAACACCCUCUCCGCAGUAUGUGAUCCAGUCUGGACCUUGGGACUCCAUCAGACUUUUCUACUGCUCUUAAUUAUUGGGCGAUGGCUGCUUCCCAUUGGUGGUGAAAUUACCCGGGACCAGUUGUCACAACUGCUUCUUAUGUUUGUGGGUACUGCGGCAGAUUUACUUGAAUUCACUAGUGAGACAUUGGAAAUAGAGAAUGUAAGGAACAACCAUGUUCUUGUAUAUGCAAUUCUAGCAGUAUGGACUUGGAGCAUGCUGCAAUUUCCCCUGGAUCUUGCAGUGCAACAUGUAGGGUGUGGCCCCUCCAACUCCUCCAAGAAAGUCUUCCGUUUGCUGCUCUGCAGACACAGCGCAGACCUCUGGAACAUUGGCAUCAGCUUAUUCAUCCAAGAUGGCCCUUUCCUCGUUGUGCGCUUGAUCCUGAUGGGUUACUUUAACGUCAUUACCCAGAUGCUGGUGUUUUUCACAGCUAAGAAUAUCUUAAGUGUGAUGUUACAGCUGUACCGUCUUGCAGUAUUGUCAUUAGACUUUCAUGCCUCCCUACAGUAUCAGUCAAACAGCCGGAAAGGAGGAGUUGCCUGCUGCCCUUGUGAGCCUAACAAUAUCAGCCUUCCACCCAACAAUUGUGAUACCGAUGAAAAGGCGUGUGCUUCCAUUCCUCUGGAAGAUUCCAUCCCUGCUGAAUGCCUGUGAACUCAGAUCUUUUAUUCUUGAUCUUCAGUUGUUUCCUCCCUGGACCAUUUUUGAAGGGAUCGGCAUUAUCUAAUGGCCCAUUCAGUUCUGACAUAUUUCCUGUCCACUACAUUCUGAAUGUUUGAUUCUGACAACUAGGAGGAAAUGCUGGAGCAGCAACUUGCCUGAAUGGAAACACUUCAAUCCUACUGACUUAGCGUGGGCCGACACAAAAUCUAUAGUGUAUUUAUCCAACAGGAUUAAGUAGAAGCAGUUUUGUGCAACUUUUUUUUAUUAAAAAUGUGAUGCAUUACCUGACUCGGUCAUCGACUAUGGACGCUAGCAGAAUAUACCCCCGAAAUUCAGGCUUGGCUCUGUGGCAAAUGACCUCUCUGGAGAACCAUUUUAAAUGUGACAACUGCACUGAAGUGCAAGUGAAUGAAAAGAAAGAAUUCCUUUUGCCAAUCUGACAAUGGAAAUUUCACAUUCAGUGAACACAAAGCCAGCUGGUUUACAAUUACGUCUUUCUUGGCUGGACUGAAUGUAAUAAUAUUGAGCCGUGGAAGAAUUUCAGAAGAUCGUGGAAUUCUUUCUUCCAGAUAUAAUCAAAGAAGACAUUUUGCCUCAGAUCUUGCUUGAUGUUGGCCAUGUUUGAUUUAAACUUAUCAUGAUUCACUUUACUAAAGAAUUUUCACAGAAGGCAUUUUCCUCUUACAUUUUAGGGCAAUUUAACCAUUUGCCUAGAAUGAUCUAGCUCAAGAUUGGCAAAAUGUGCCUCUCUGGAUGUUGCUGAUUGCAAUUCCCAGCAUUCUCAGGGCUGAUGGGAAUUGCUAUCCAAUAGCACUGGGAGGGCUAUAAUUUCUCCUGGACCUGUACAUAAUUAAAGAUUUUUAAAAAAAACAUGUUGGUAAUUGGACUAUUAGACUGACGUCUGGCUGUGUCAGACUGAAUUAAUGAAAGAAGUAUUCAUUAUUAUCAUAAUCACUACUAUAAGGAUUGCAUGCUGACAAUAUAUUUUUAAAUGAAAACAUGCAAAAAAGAUAAAUUGAUUUCUUCAACAAUUUUCAUAUUAAAAUAGAAAUAAAA